This is a messenger RNA of Paralichthys olivaceus (Japanese flounder), 3072 nucleotides long. It is a transcript of the gene hcn2b, whose product is annotated as hyperpolarization activated cyclic nucleotide-gated potassium channel 2b. Lineage: Eukaryota; Metazoa; Chordata; Actinopteri; Pleuronectiformes; Paralichthyidae. Gene Ontology annotation, cellular component: dendrite; axon; HCN channel complex. Gene Ontology annotation, molecular function: voltage-gated potassium channel activity. The record is from RefSeq and is a predicted model, not a curated record. Gene Ontology annotation, biological process: potassium ion transmembrane transport; sodium ion transmembrane transport; regulation of membrane depolarization.
GAGAUGAAGAAAUUCACGCCAGGAGGCGGAGCCGCGUCCGCCGCGCGCAAAAACUCCAACAACAACGAGCUGUGGCUCCUGUGCGCCGAGGACUCUCCCCCUCUCAGUGCCGGCGGCACUGCAACCUCUCCGCCGCGCCACAGGGAUGCUGCUGCUGCUGCUGCUGGUGGUUGUGGAGGUGGCUCAGAGUCGGACCACUGGAGCGCAGGGGAUACAGCGUCAGAGACAGCCAUCGGUAUGAUAUGCAACAAAAACGGAGAUUGUAGAAGGGACCCGACCAGCUCAGGGAGCCUCUCCUCCCUCAUCUCCAGGCAGGAGAAGCAGGCAGAUGGAGGAGUAGCGGCGGCAGCGGCAGGAGGACCAGAGGUUCAGGCUGCGAGCAUGGACGCUUCACCGGGGUCCCUGACGCAGGGGGCCGAGGUCAAGACCGGGGCAUCGAUGGAGAAGAAGGACUCCAGAGUUUCUUUCUCCUACGCCCCGACCGGCAAAGGACAGACUCCGAGUCAGCAGUCGAGACAUUCUGUCACGUUCUCCAAAGCGGAGGAUGGUUCUCAGAUAGUUCCGGACGAUGGGGACUCCAGGGGGAAUCAGACGUACAUGCAGCGGCAGUUCAGCUCCAUGCUUCAGCCCGGAGUUAACAAGUUCUCCCUGCGCAUGUUUGGCAGCCAGAAGGCGGUGGAGAAGGAACAGGAGCGCGUCAAAUCAGCGGGUAAUUGGAUUAUCCACCCGUACAGCGACUUCAGGUUCUACUGGGACUUCACCAUGCUGAUGUUCAUGGUGGGCAACCUGAUCAUCAUCCCUGUGGGCAUCACCUUCUUCAAGGACGAGACCACCACGCCCUGGAUCAUCUUCAAUGUGGUUUCCGACACCUUCUUCCUCAUGGACCUGGUUCUCAACUUCAGGACGGGCAUCGUGUUUGAGGACAACACCGAGAUCAUCCUCGAUCCAAAGAAGAUCAAGAAGAAGUACCUGAAGAGCUGGUUCGUGGUGGACUUUGUCUCCUCCAUACCUGUGGAUUAUAUCUUUCUCAUCGUGGAGAAAGGGAUCGACUCGGAGGUUUACAAGACGGCCCGGGCGCUCCGCAUCGUCCGCUUCACAAAGAUCCUCAGUCUGCUGCGUCUGCUGAGGCUCUCCAGACUCAUCCGUUACAUCCACCAGUGGGAGGAGAUCUUCCACAUGACCUAUGACCUGGCCAGCGCUGUGAUGCGAAUAUUCAACCUGAUUGGUAUGAUGCUGCUGCUGUGUCACUGGGACGGCUGUCUCCAGUUCCUCGUUCCAAUGCUGCAGGACUUUCCGUCUGACUGCUGGGUCUCCCUCAACAAGAUGGUGAACGACUCAUGGAGCGAGCUCUAUUCCUUCGCCCUCUUUAAGGCCAUGAGCCACAUGCUGUGUAUUGGAUAUGGAAGACAAGCCCCAGAGAGUAUGUCGGACAUCUGGCUGACCAUGCUGAGUAUGAUCGUAGGAGCCACCUGCUACGCCAUGUUCAUCGGUCAUGCAACUGCGCUCAUCCAGUCUCUGGACUCGUCGAGGCGGCAGUACCAGGAAAAGUACAAACAAGUGGAGCAGUACAUGUCCUUCCACAAACUUCCGGCCGACUUCCGACAGAAAAUCCACGACUACUACGAGCACAGAUACCAGGGCAAGAUGUUUGAUGAGGAGAGCAUCCUGGAGGAGCUCAAUGAGCCUCUGCGUGAGGAAAUCGUCAACUUCAACUGUCGUAAGCUGGUGGCGUCCAUGCCGCUGUUUGCCAACGCCGAUCCCAACUUUGUGACCGCCAUGUUGACCAAACUGAGAUUUGAAGUCUUCCAGCCCAGAGACUACAUCGUCAGAGAGGGCACCAUCGGAAAGAAGAUGUACUUCAUCCAGCACGGCGUGGUCAGCAUCCUGACCAAAGGAAACAUUGGGAUGAAGCUGAUGGAUGGAUCCUACUUUGGAGAGAUCUGCCUGCUGACCCGAGGUAGACGGACGGCUAGCGUACGAGCGGACACCUACUGUCGCCUCUACUCCCUCUCGGUGGACAAUUUCAACGAGGUGCUGGAGGAGUAUCCCAUGAUGAGGAGGGCCUUUGAGACAGUUGCCAUUGACAGACUGGACAGAAUAGGCAAGAAGAACUCCAUCCUGAUGCAUAAAGUUCAACAUGAUCUGAACUCAGGUGUUUUCAACAACCAUGAGAAUGAGAUGAUCCAGGAGAUAGUUAAAUAUGAUCGGGAGAUGGUUCAACAAGUGGAUGUGCCACGACCACGGGCCAUGUCCAUGACACCUUCUCUAAAUAGUGGGAUCUUUACUCCUCCGGGUUCCUCCACCCAGCCUCAAAAUUCAGCAAUUGCCACUUUGCAGCAGGCAGUCGCCAUGAACUUUUGUCCCCCAAUGCAGGGGAACUCAGUGGGAGCAGGGAACCUGCAGUCCCCAAGGAUGGUGAGGAGAUUCCAGGUGGUGCAAAGUGUAUCCAGCCCUGUCUCAGCCUCUCCCCUGCAGUCUCAGCUCCUUGCUUCUGGUGCCUUUGCUCCGGUCCUGUCAAGCCCCCCUGUCCAGAGCCCGCUGGCUGUUGGAGGACGGUCAUUCCAUUAUGGGUCCAGUGCAAUGGCAGGUCCCACCUCAGGCUCCCAGCUUUCACUAGCCCAGCAGCACAUAGCCAGCCCUGCACACCGGCUCAGCACACAUAAGAGCACCCAUUCCUUGCAAAUGGGCAGUCUGAGCCAAGAUGCCAGAGCACUGUCAGUCUCUCAGCCCUCACUGCCUCAUGAGGGGGUACAACCAGGUGCCCCUAGUCCACCCCAUUCUACACGAGUCUCCUCUACUUCCAUUGGACCCCAUCAGACCCCAUCAGGUCACACAGGCGUUCGGUGUGCUAUACCACAAAGAGUGGUACUGCCCCACCAAAUGUCUGUGGGGACAUUCCCUGUAGCAUCGUUGCCUGGUUCUGCACAGAGUUUUGGGGCUGUUGCAGGACUGGCAGUAGGGGGUGUGGGAAUAGGUCAGGGAGACUCAGGACAACCCAAGAAGGACUCUAUUGUGAGCCUUCCUGAGACAGACCACAUCAAAGUUAGAUCCAGGUUAUCAUCAAACUUGUGA